CUGCCGUGGGCGGGGGUCAAAGGUCUGGUCGCGAGCUCUGGGGCCGGUGGCCGUCUUUGAUCCGAUCCUUUUCCCCUCCCGCUGUGCUUCCGGACAGCCAUGGGCCUCCUCUUCUCCCUCUUGUUACUGCUGUCCUUUUUGUCUGACUUGGUGCAAGUUUCACUCGGUUUCCCCCAGUCCUUUGACAGCGAUUUCACUUUCACUCUGCCGGCGGGGCGGAAGGAAUGUUUCUACCAAACCAUGAAGAAAGAUGCCACCCUGGAAAUUGAGUAUCAGGUGAUUGAUGGGGCAGGAUUAGAUGUGGAUUUCUACAUUGCAUCACCGAAUGGAAAUAUUCUGUAUUUUGAUCAGAGGAAAUCUGAUGGAGUACACAGCAUUGAAACUGAGAAUGGAGACUACAUGUUUUGCUUUGACAACUCAUUUAGCUCCAUCUCAGAGAAGAUAGUCUUCUUUGAGCUUAUUCUGGACAAUAUGGAACCCGAGGGUGAUCCAAACAGCUGGAAGGAUUUACUACAAGGAGGGGAAUUGCUCGAUAUGAAACUGGAAGAUAUUCUAGAAUCUAUAAACAGCGUGAAAGGCAGACUUAGUAAAAGCAACCAGAUUCAGGGGCUGCUUCGAGCUUUUGAGGCACGGGAUCGAAAUCUACAAGAAGGAAAUUAUGAUCGGGUAAAUUUCUGGUCAGUGGUGAACCUGGCUGUGAUGCUCAUUGUGUCAGGUCUCCAGGUAUACAUGUUGAAAAAUUUAUUCAAUGACAAGAGAAGAAGCCGUACGUAGCACCUAAAAAUUGAUUGUUAUACCACAGCACAAGACGGUGCCGGGAAGGCCACAAGAUUUAUUUUCAUUGGUGAAUGCAGGAAUUUCCUUUUCUUUUUAAAUACAGUAUAGUUCAACAGGGAACGAAGUAACAGUAUGGUCAAUAUAGAGAAGCAUAAUUGUAAUAAUUUGGGAGAAUGAAUGGACAUGUCUGAACUUCCAAUACUGAAUGGUCCAAACAAAGAACUUAAAGCUUUAAAAUCAUCGACAAACAAACUGGUGAUCUGAUACACAAAUAACAGGAGUAACACUGGGAUACUCAGUGUCAAUAAUCUGCUUUGGUUGGAGGUACUUUACGAAACUAAUUUUCCAAGUUUUGUUGUCUCUUCUGGAAUUAGUACAUGAUUGGGAAACAUAUUUUGGAUGUCUGAAUUUCUCUAUUCAAGGAUAUUGAUGAUCUUUAAAGUAUGAUGCCCUGUUAGAUAAGAGUAACUAUGAAUUGUACCUGAGUGUUUCAUGCUGCACAGCGUGGUUCCAGUGUCAAAGUAAUAAGUAAUUGACUGGGGCUGAAGAUUAACACAUUCAGAUCAUUAAGUCUGCCUUUCAUUUUUAAAAAUUGAUUUGAUUGAUACUAAAGAUGUUUACAGUCGAGAAAUUAUGUAAAAUGUUGUAGCAAAUGUUAGGCACUAUAAAAAGAACAACAUCUUCUUAGCAGAAACUGUGACUCCACAUUCUGCAACGAUUUUAAUUUUAAACAUGAUCCAGUCUUCUAUCAGUCAAUGGAACAGUUAAAUGGAAACCUUAAAACCAAAAUAUAAGGAGACAGCAGCUUAUGAACUGCAUUACUUUUAAAGAUUUGAUAACACUGUAAAUAUUUUCUGUACCAAAGUACUUCACCGAGUUCUCUGUAGUGAUGUUACCUCGUUUGGUUAGAGGAUAACUUCUUAAUCUACGACUGUUGUGAAACUGAGAAAAUGGUUGAUAUUUAUAGCCUUAACCCAUCAGAAAUAUUUUAGAAUAACUGUGAUUUUGACUUAAGGACAAUAUUGCUGAGACAGAAUCAUUGUAAUUUCAUAAAUUUAGUGUGUGUAUACGUAACAUUUGGAAGCAGUAUUAUUUGUAAAAUCUUCAUUGUUGUUUCUUUGGAAACAUUAUUUCGAAAAGACCUGUUUAAUUCCAGUAUGUUUUGAAGAAUUCAAUGACCACUUUCAUUUAUGCCCAGGCUAAACUUGGACAAGCCUGUGUGGCUGUUACGUUUUGCAAAUUUGAAAUGUCCUUUAAAGUCACUUUUCAAUUGAUUAAUUGUUUCUGUGUUAAUUAGAAGAACAAGCAAUAUACAACACAUCUGCCGUAUUACUUUUGACCAGGGUAGUGGGUUAUUUUAGGCUCUAUUUGGAAAAACAAGAUUCACCAGCAAGUUUAGUGGAGGCAUUGAAAUUUGGCUUUUUCCCCAUUAUUAUUUUGGUGAAUCAUAUUUUCUUAAUCCAUCGUAAUUGUAGAUACAAAUGGCUGUAGGUCUAUAAUACUUUGUGUUAUAAACAUGGGAAAUUCUCAUACUGUGGAAUACAGCAGGUCAUGGAAUACCUAAUCUUUAAUUAUACAGGCACCACAAAAACGCUGCAAUAUUUCCAAUGAUUACCCAUUUAAAUUAACGAGUAACUGUUGCAAAUCUUACAAAAGCUGUUGAGCUAUCAUCUCUCAUUGAAGUAUUCUCCUUUAGAGCUGCUACUGUAUGUCCUGAAGGCCAAAUAGCAACUAAGAGCCAAAAAGAAACAUGGUUUGAAUCAGACCAUCUGGUGACUAUUUUUAGAAAUGUGUCUAAAGAGAGGAACAUAAUGUCUGUUUGCUGGUACUAUUUGUGAGGAAAAAUAUUUUUAUCAGUGUCUUUGAUAGCUGCCUGUCCUUGUGUCAACAAAAGGGUUGGGUAAGAUGAUCAUGUUAAUAACAACAAAGUUAUAGCAAUGAUGCAUAUAAUCUUGGUUUUAGCCUUAAGUUUUGUAUUGUGCUAUGCCCUACAACUUUAUUCUGAUUGGACACUACUGUCCAUGUGUCUACUUUAGAUACAAAAGGCCGGUUAGCCUCAUUAACCAUCAGUGAAAGGUGGUCAGCUUGGCAGUAAAAUUUCAAGGGUCAUCUUUUCAAAUAGGUAUCCUUUUUAAAACUAGGUAGGAUCCUCUGAUCCAACGGUACAUAAUCUGUCAAUAUUUGUGCAGAAACAAAAAGGGCUUUGCAUAUAACCAAAUCUAUUAGACUGUUGGAUUUACUGCAGAGACUGAAACUUUUAGGAAGUGCCUCCAUUUUUUUUAAAACAACCUGGACUUGAUGUGAACAGCAAUCAGAGAAAGAGUUGACAGUUAGCAUAGUUCACAACUGCACAUAAUUGUAAUGAAUUCCUGUUAUACAGUAGAUAAAGAAGGGCAAAAACGCAAAUAUGAUCAAGCUCACAAAAAUAGGAAUUGAUCAAAAAAAUUUGCAUAGUAACAUGCAGUAAAAUCGUUAAAAUGUUGAAAUGGUACAUCUGAUAGUGAUUUUCCUUGUCUGAAAUGUGAUUGCCAAGUACUGUGACUUGUGGUUUGUAAAUUUGCUGCUAAGUCCGUUAGUAUUAUAGAUUUUGAUCAGUUCACACUUUGAAUUAUUAGCUGAACACAUGAUUCUUGAAAUUUUCUUGCAUUUCAAGCACAUUUUGCACCAGUAAUAUUUUGAAAACUAGAACUGAAGUGGGUGAACAUCGUGCAGUUUUUGUCCACAGUUAAUAUUUGUAACUGUAACUUCAUACAGUCUCGGGUAUGAUUACAGAUUAUUCUUGUGUCUAUCUGUAUAAUGCAAAAUGUUUGUUCUUCCAGUGUAAACGUGCAUUCAUAUGAGUUUCAGAUACUCUAGUUGGCUGAAGCUUUGCAAGUUAGACUGAGCCAACAAGGCGAACUGCAUUGUUCCGUUGUCUUGAAUAAAUCUUAGAAAUAGGAAAUCUUUCAUAGAACAAAACGUACCAUUCAAAGUGUUGAUUCAAACAGUGGAAAUAAAGCAAUCUCAAUCAUG
Molecule: messenger RNA, 3789 nt
Organism: Stegostoma tigrinum
Lineage: Eukaryota; Metazoa; Chordata; Chondrichthyes; Orectolobiformes; Stegostomatidae
Gene: tmed5
Product: transmembrane p24 trafficking protein 5
Exons: 4
Coding region: 100-774 (224 amino acids)
Biological process (GO): endoplasmic reticulum to Golgi vesicle-mediated transport; Golgi organization; intracellular protein transport
Cellular component (GO): endoplasmic reticulum; endoplasmic reticulum-Golgi intermediate compartment; COPII-coated ER to Golgi transport vesicle
Source: RefSeq, a predicted model, not a curated record